AUGGCCCUACGGGCGGCUGAGAGCGACAGAGAGAACAUCUUCGGGAGAGGAAGGAGAGAAGAUGCAGAAAGCCAAGCGGUCAGAAGCAGCCGGAAAGCAGCCGUCCGCGCGUGGGCGGGAGUCGGACAAGAGAACGAAAAUGAAGGAACGAAACCUACGCAUGUUAAAUCAGACAAAGAUGACGAAGAGCUGGAAGAGAGAGAUGACCGAGCAGACGAGAGAGGAGAACAACGUCAAGAACGAGAUAAAGAACGAGAAGAAGACAGAGAAGGGAGGGCAGAGGCUUCAGAUAGCGAUGAUGGCGUUGAGGUAACGGCCAUCGCCAUUCCGUUAACAAAGGUUCCCGGAACGGUGUUUGAGAGUCUUGUCCCGUCGCCUUCUUCGCUGUCUCUCGCAAGGUCGCCGCUCUGUCCGGGUGCGCCCCGCAGGGAAACUGAAGAGCUGCGCAUCUAUUUCGACGCAUGCAAAGCAACGACCGAUCUGGGAAGGCAGCCCCACGCAGUGGCGAGGAAGCAGCAGCGUGUGGAGGACUCGCAUGCACGCGGCGAGGCCGAGAGCGAGGAACAGGAUGCAGAGACCGAAGGAGAAGGCGCAGCCAAGCCGCGAGAGGCUGGGAAGCGGCACGUGGCCGCGCAGCAUGCGGCCGAAGGGAGAACCGAUGAGGGAAGAAAGGACGACGAAGCAGAUCUUGUUCUCCCUUCCGCCUCGGAUACGGAUGUGGAGGAACUUGAGAAAGAAGGGUGGUGGAUUGGUUCUUCUAGAGACCCCGGGAGGGGAUCUAUUCCUGCCUCUUCCCCUGCCUCGCAUUCGUGCUCGGCAAGUGCUCCCUCGGCGUCUGCUUCCUCUUCUUUCUCGUCGUCUCGCGCUGCUUCUCACGCAGCAUCUGUCUCCCCGGGCGGCAACGCAGGGGCACCAGAGACAGGCGACCUCACCGACUUUCUCGUGGAACGGUUGCUCUUCCUGUCGAGCAAAUACGAGGAGCACGGCGAAGUGUGGAGGGCGACGGGUUUCCGUAUUGCCUCGGGCGUGAUUCGCCAGUGCAGCGGCGCAGCCUUCCGAGCCGCCGAGCAGGCGAGACGAGCUUCCCAGACACACCGGCGCCAAGGCAGCCAUGCGGCUCCAUCCUCCCCGGCAACCCAAACGUCGGAGAACACUUCCCCAGGCUCUCCCGCCUCUGCUGCGUCUGCCACUGCUGCGUCUGCCACUGCUGCGUCUGCCACUGCUGCGUCUGGUUUGUCUCCGCGUGCGCGCCUGCGCCGCGAAGGGAUCACGCGUCAGAACUACGUGCUGCUGAAGCAGGAGCCUGGGAUCGGUUCGUCGAUUUUCCAGACCAUCGACGAGUUGGUUUCGACCGGGACCACCCGCCGGCUGCAGGUGCUGCUCCACGGCGAGCGCGCGGCUGCCCGCGAGGAGUUGCAGAAAGUCUGGGGCGUCGGAUUCCACACUGCGGAGAAGCUGAUCGCUUUGGGGGUUCACUCCGUCGCGGCCCUGCGCAGAGUCGUGGCGCAAGCGGCGUCUCGCGGGGGGCGAAGCGACUCACCGGCCAGUGUACAUACACCGCACGCGUCGCCAGAGGAGGGACUUUCAGAGGCCGCGAAAAAGGCGGAAACAGACGGGGCCGCACCCACGGGACAGACGCUGCUGCACAGCGUGUUUGGCGCGGACCACGUGGACACGUACCUGUUGACGGGCGAAACUGGGCGCGGCAGAGGCACGCCGCGAGGUGUACAUACACCGCGCCCUGAAGUGCAGAAGACCGUGGCGUCCCCAGGCGCCCGUUGGGUGCACGGUCCGGCGCGCGCGGGGGUCCGGUUUGCUUCGAGGAGGGCGACCGAGGGCGAGGACGCCGUCGCCGCGAAGAGACAGAACGAGGCCGCCCGUCUCCUCACCAGGCCGCAGCUCACAGGUCUUAAAUACGUCGAGGCCUUCCAGAAGCGAAUUCCUAGAGAGGAAGUGGCUGCGGUCGCCGACUUUAUUCGUUCCGAGCUGGGUCUCGAGAAGGCCAACGAGGAGCGGCCAAGCAUCCGUCUCCGAAAGCGCGCGAAACGCGAACAGAGAGACGAAGGAACGAAAGGCGAUAGGGGAGACGCUCAGGAGUCGGCGAAGGACGAGAGAAGAAUCGAGGGAGCGUCUGUCGAAUCCUGGACGGACGGCCUGCUCAUGCUGGACGUGUGCGGCAGCUAUCGACGUGGAAAGGCGGAAUGCGGAGAUAUCGACAUUCUCCUUAUUCGCCGAGACAAUGUCCCCAGGGGGUGUUUGAAGAACGUCAUCUCACGUUUGACCUCUUGCGGGCUUCUCGUGGAUCACCUACUCCUCAACGCACUGGCGACACCCGCCGACCCAGACGGCCGCGCCAGGCUCGAACGUGAAUCUUCGCCCCUCCGCCGACGCAGCGUCCAGGAGGCAACGCCCGCGGAGAGAAAAUUCUCUGAAUCCACACUCUCGUCCCGACACUCAGUCGCCGAGCUGUACUGCGGAGUAUGCAUCUGGCCUCCCAACCCUUCGGGAGGACAAGCGCUUUCGUCUCGCGCGGAGUGUGUCAUUACUCGUCUGUUUCUCGCCACUCGCCUGCGGCUUCCAACCGUCGAUAUCCCCCCGUCCUCUCAGAACCCCUCAGUGGGCGGGUUUGCCGGUGUCGGCCUCUGCGUGUUGGCCUGGGUUUGCUCAUGCUUUAGCUCUUUUCGCGUGCGUUGGAAGGCUGCGGUGCAUGCGCGAAUUUCUCUCUCGAUUUGCGUCGGACCGGCAGGCGCGUUCGUCGGCCCGCGACUGCCAAGGCGCAUUGACAUCAAAAUAUAUCCGGCUCGGUGUCGCGCCUACGCGCUGUUGUAUUUCACCGGCUCCGCGCAGUUCAAUCGGAGCAUGCGUUUGUGGGCAAAGCGCCUGUCUGUCUUGCUCGACGACACUGGCUGCUACCCGCGACUGACCGUCGGCGCUCGUGCCAUGCAAAAACCGGAGAUUACAAGCCCGAAGGAGCGUCAGCACGACCUGAGUGACGGCGACUUAAAACGCGAACGGGUGAACAAAGACACCGACAAAGAGGCGGGGUCCGACAGAGAAAGCGAGGGAGCGCCGGACGCCUUGGAAGACGCAGAAAGACCGAGCAGCGGCGAACGAGAGAGAUGGGGAGGAACCGCGGUUAUUGGAGAAGAGCCGGAGGGCCGGGAGGCGGAGGACGCGGUUUACCAGGCUUCAGAGAUCCCCAUCAGGGGAAAAGGGGGAAACGCCGUCGCAGGACGGCUGAAGCACUGUGCGACAGAAGAAGAAAUUUUCGAUCUCCUGGGUCUUCAGUUUGUGCAGCCCAAUGACAGAGAAGUAUUUGUGCAGCCCAAGGACGUCGCGAGUCCGUCUUGUCAAAGCAGUGAAGGCAGUGACUAG
Neospora caninum is the source of this 3375-nucleotide messenger RNA. RefSeq lists its product as hypothetical. Gene Ontology annotation, biological process: double-strand break repair via nonhomologous end joining. NCBI's taxonomy places the organism in Eukaryota, Apicomplexa, Conoidasida, Eucoccidiorida, Sarcocystidae. The record is from RefSeq and is a predicted model, not a curated record. The coding region runs from base 1 to 3375 and encodes 1124 amino acids. Gene Ontology annotation, cellular component: nucleus. The transcript is spliced from 3 exons. Gene Ontology annotation, molecular function: DNA binding; DNA-directed DNA polymerase activity.